AUGUAUACGGUCACGUUGCGCACUACGUGCAGAGAGCUGGAGAUACUAGCCGCAGCAGUUACGUCAAAGCCUAGUACCGGAUGUGUCUUGCGCCCCGCCUGCCUCCUGCCGACUUCCACCGACCUCCGUUUCCUGUGCGCCUGCGCUAGCCCUUGGCUUGGAGCAGCCAUGAUGGAAGGCCUGGACGACGGCCCUGACUUCCUCUCUGAGGAGGAUCGAGGACUUAGAGCAGUAAAUGUAGAUCUUCAAAGUGAUGCUGCCCUGCAAGUGGAUAUUUCUGAUGCUCUUAGUGAGAGGGAUAAAGUGAAAUUCACUGUUCACACAAAGAGUUCAUUACCAAAUUUUAAACAAAAUGAGUUUUCUGUUGUUCGACAACAUGAGGAGUUUAUAUGGCUUCAUGAUUCCUUUGUUGAAAAUGAAGAUUAUGCAGGUUACAUUAUCCCACCAGCACCACCAAGACCGGAUUUCGAUGCUUCAAGAGAAAAACUACAGAAACUUGGUGAAGGAGAAGGGUCAAUGACUAAGGAGGAAUUCACAAAGAUGAAACAAGAACUGGAAGCUGAGUAUUUGGCAAUAUUCAAGAAGACGGUUGCAAUGCAUGAAGUCUUCUUGUGUCGGGUUGCAGCGCAUCCUAUUUUGAGAAAAGAUUUAAAUUUUCAUGUCUUCUUGGAAUAUAAUCAGGAUUUGAGUGUACGUGGAAAAAAUAAGAAAGAGAAACUUGAAGAUUUCUUUAAAAAUAUGGUUAAGUCGGCAGAUGGUGUCAUUGUUUCAGGGGUAAAGGAUGUAGAUGAUUUCUUUGAACAUGAGCGAACAUUCCUUUUAGAAUAUCACAACCGAGUUAAGGAUGCAUCUGCUAAAUCAGAUAGGAUGACAAGGUCACAUAAAAGUGCUGCAGAUGAUUACAAUAGAAUUGGAUCUUCACUUUAUGCAUUAGGAACACAAGAUUCUACAGAUGUAUGCAAAUUUUUUCUUAAAGUUUCAGAAUUGUUUGAUAAGACAAGGAAGAUAGAAGCACGAGUAUCUGCUGAUGAAGAUCUUAAACUUUCUGACCUUCUAAAAUAUUAUUUAAGGGAAUCUCAAGCUGCUAAGGAUCUCCUGUACAGAAGAUCUAGGUCACUAGUGGAUUAUGAAAAUGCUAAUAAGGCAUUGGAUAAAGCAAGAGCCAAAAAUAAAGAUGUUCUCCAGGCUGAAACUUCUCAGCAAGUAUGUUGUCAGAAAUUUGAAAAGAUAUCAGAAUCUGCAAAGCAAGAACUUAUUGACUUUAAGACAAGAAGAGUUGCUGCAUUCAGAAAAAAUUUAGUGGAAUUGGCAGAACUGGAACUAAAACACGCAAAGGGUAAUUUACAGUUGCUGCAAAGCUGUCUGGCAGUGCUAAAUGGAGAUACAUAAAUUACACUUCCUGUUCCUGUUAUCAAGGGCUGCCUUCCUUUAUAUUUUGUUGUUGCUGUUGAUGGCCUCCAAGCAUUUACUGGGCAUUGGAGGGAAACAAUCAACUGACAAAAUGCUCUUAAUGUUCCGAUUUUAAACAAUGGAUUAAUACUACUAUCAAAUGAUUCCUAAGUAUGUAAUGCAACUUUGCUCAGAAAUACAUAUAUUCACAUGUACAUUUAUUUAAUCACAGUAUACUUUUCUUGUUCAGAAACCAAAAGUUGUUUUUUUGUGAAAGUAGGCAAUAUAAUUAUGUUCAUGUUAUAAAUAUACUUACAUGUAGCUGCCAAUCUUAUUUUUUAAGUUAAUCCAUUUGAUUAAAUGGGAUCAUAUUUCCAUUGGUUAUUUUUUGAAUACUGUUACUAUAAAGCAUUGUUUACUCACAUAUACUUGCAAAGCAUCUUGAUUUGGCUUAUUUUUAGUUAAUCAACUUAGAAGUUUUAAAACAAUUGUUAUAUAAUCUUACUAUGAUUUUCAAAGAAACACAAAUGCAUUAGUAUGUUUGCCUUAACUUGUAGACUAAUCCUUAUUGUAAAAUAAACAGUGAUAACAGUGAUAUUUUUAAACUAUAUAGUCAUUGUAUCACUAUAAAAUUUGCAAUUGGUCCAGUAAACCUACUUAUUUGUUAGGCUUUAAAAUACAGGUUCAGUUUUAAAUAUCUUUAAAUCACUUUAAAGUGAUAUAUUGCACCAAGCACACCAGUUCCUUUGCAAAAAUAAAUAAAUAAGGUACACCUCUGCUCUUGAAACACAUAGAUGGAAUUUGGAUAAUUGAUUUAAAUAUGUACUUAUAAAAUAUGUAAGCACAAAAUUGACAUUGGGAAUUACAGAGCCUAGAUUUGGGUUUAGUCAUUGAGCUAGCUAUAUGGUUUAUGUUAUCGAACUGCCUGGUGCUUGAUUCCCCAACUUAUAGUUUGAUUUAAUAAGAAAAUAUUUGGUAGAUUUGGUUGAAAAUCAGUAUAUAGAAACCAUAUUAGUUUGGUCACAAAUUAAAAUUGGUUUUGAUGUUUAUAAUGUGAAUGACUAUUAGUAUGUUUACUGGUUUGAAGUUACAUUGAGUUCAGUUUGAUUUUUUUCUUUUUAACUUUUUCUAACCAUUCUUUCCUUUAAAAGCAUAGUCAUUUGGGGUUAGGAAUAAACCUUUUAUGAGUUGGCUAGUUUACUUUCCCUGCAUUUGUAGCAGGUUUGUUUACAUUUUCCUAAACCAUUCCUGAUGAAUGCUUAAUCUGUCUCAUAUUUCCAGUGCUGGUGAUUCCACAAUCUAUUUCUAUAUGUUCUGUUGCCUAACUGUUGUUUCUAGUAAAAUGUUUUCUAACUUUCUUAAAUAUCCAUGAUAGCAUUUAAGCUGUUCCUUUGUUGUUAUUGUUGUCAUCCUCUUCUUAGUUGUUGUGGGCUAAGAGUACCUGGUUUUGGUCCUUUAUGUAACUUCUCUGAUGAAAUGCAUUAAUGGGGGAGAAGGACCAUAGCUUCUGGAUUUUAAAUACAACUUCACUUACUGCCUUGGUGGCCUUGGGCAUGUUACUUAACUCUGCCUCAAUUUCUCCAGCUAUAAGAUAAAUUUGCCUACCUCACAGGGGUGUUGUGAGGAUUAAUAAAUGUUUUAAACUA
This is a messenger RNA of Sarcophilus harrisii (Tasmanian devil), 3035 nucleotides long. RefSeq names its product sorting nexin 6 (gene SNX6). Gene Ontology annotation, molecular function: phosphatidylinositol binding. The record is from RefSeq and is a predicted model, not a curated record. Gene Ontology annotation, cellular component: endosome. The coding region runs from base 1 to 1389 and encodes 462 amino acids. Gene Ontology annotation, biological process: intracellular protein transport. The transcript is spliced from 15 exons. Lineage: Eukaryota; Metazoa; Chordata; Mammalia; Dasyuromorphia; Dasyuridae.